Molecule: messenger RNA, 1887 nt
Organism: Ascochyta rabiei
Lineage: Eukaryota; Fungi; Ascomycota; Dothideomycetes; Pleosporales; Didymellaceae
Exons: 3
Coding region: 1-1887 (628 amino acids)
Biological process (GO): transmembrane transport; basic amino acid transport
Cellular component (GO): fungal-type vacuole membrane
Molecular function (GO): basic amino acid transmembrane transporter activity
Source: RefSeq, a predicted model, not a curated record
AUGAAGACGACUGUACGAACACAGUCCGAUGUAGACUGCUCGUCAGGCGCGACGCUAGCUGGUAACAGCAAGUUCCCCAGCAAAGCGACCUGGGCGGCUCAUGGGCGACGAUGGAAGUUCCUCCUGCUUUUGUUGCCUGGCUUCUACACUGCGAGCAUGGACCUAACCAUCGUUGCGACAGCACAACCAUUCAUUGCGUCUCACUUCCAGGCUUUGAAUCAGCUCAGUUGGAUUGGUACAGCGUUCACACUCACGGAUACUGCCUUCGUUCCUGUCUUUGGUCAGCUAGCAGACGUCUUUGGACGCUUCGCUGCGCUUGAACUCGCUGUAGCAAUCAUGAGCCUAGGUGGGGUCCUCUGCGCAGCCGCACCUGCUUGGCCAGUUCUCGUGUUAGGCCGAGCACUCCAAGGUGUAGGAACGGCGGGCAUGUCCACUUGCUCCCUCAUUAUCCUUGCCGACAAAGUGUCUCUGAAAGAGCAAGCUUUCAACACUAGCAUUUUUCAUUUCUUGAUAGGAGUGGCUUACGCCACGGGCCCAUUGAUCGGAGGCUACAUGACGAAAGUACAUUGGCGAUACGUGUUUGUCCUGUUGUCUGCCUUGAGCGGAUUCAGCAUCAUCACAAUUGCGUUCUUGCGACCCGACCUGAAGAAGGGCAGGUGCUCACUGACUCAUCCAAGGUCUGGCCAGACUCACCUUCAGUCGUUCCUCGGUGGAUGCGCAUGUAUCGACUUCAUCGGUACGGCGUCAUUCGUUUGUGGAGUGCUCUUGAUCUUGCUUGCAACCAGCUGGGGAGGCUCGGAGUACCCAUGGGCAUCACCAGCUGUUUUGGUACCGCUUGUAGUAGGGCCGCUCUUGCUGGUGUUCUUUGUUUUCUAUCAACGGUCCAUGGCUGCAGUUCACCGGCUAACCGAGAAGUUUCCGCAAACUAUGCCUUUGGUGCCGUACCAUCUCUUCCAAGAGAAGGACGUCACAUUGGUUUGCAUAAUCUCCGCAGCGACCGGUGCAGCCCUAUAUUCCUGUUUCUAUUUUGCUGGCGUCUAUUUCACCAUGGUCGAGAACCUUGACCCCGGCAAAGCUGGUCUCCAACUUCUGUUCUAUGUACCCGGUAUCGGUGUUGGCGUGUACACCGCGAUCAUGAUGUGCAACGUCUACCCAAGACAGACCAUCUGGCCGCUCCUGCUCGGCACGAUCGUAGAAACUGGUAGCAUUGGGGCUCUGGCAUGGGCUAUCAGUGCUCGUGAAAAAACUGCUGUCAACAUCCUCAUGGGUGUCGCCGGCUUCGGGACGGGCAUUCGCUUCAUGCCCGAGAACCUACACCUCACAGGCAUGUAUCGAGAUAGGAUUGCAGUUAUUCUGGCUUUGUUGAGUUUUGCUGGACCCUUCGGCGGCACUAUAGCCCUGACAGUCAUGGGCUCUGUGUUCCAGAACAAGAUGUCUGGCUAUUUCGAGGGCGGAAACGGCUCAUCCGGGUUCGACAUCAACUCUGCUGCCGCUCUGGACGCUAUCAACAACCUCGAACCCGAAAAGCUCGAGCACUUCCGCUCCGCUGCAGCCGACGCUGUUAGCCUAGCGUUUAUCUCUAUCAUCCCUUUCCUGGCCAUCAGCAUCAUUGCUGCGUUGAUGCUCGGCAAUGUCUGGAUUUCCAAGGACAAGGAGAAACCUAAGAAGGGGGAGUCUACAGGUGAAAUGGCUGCAGACCCGGACGUAGCGAUGCAGGACCAGACGCAGAGUGUGCAGCGCGACGGCAGGCCGGACGUGCUGACUGGCAUGUACUUCCGCGCCAUACUGAGGCUCACUGUAGCUGCAGAGCGACACCCAGGUCCGCUCGAGGUGCGGUUGGAUCGGCCCGGCCAAGCUGUUGCCCAUGUGCAGGACUCAUCUACAUGA